UGCUUUGAAUCUGAUGAAUUAAUUGUUUUCUUCUUCGUCGGGCUAGUUUGCGAUACCCACCACUUUGGUGGACACUCUAUCGAUACAAGACACACAGCUAAGAUGUUCUCUUUACAAACCGUUGCACACCAGGUGUUCGACGAUUUGUCUCUGUGAAACCUCACCGUUUAGUUUCCAUCAACGAUUGCAGAACUGGUCUAUUUCCCUUCAAUGGCUUUUAUGGUUUUGAGAAGAAACUGUCUCCGUUUGCUGGAUUCCACCUCCGUUUUACGACCAGCAUCACAUUGUUUUUUUUCAUCGAGAUACUCCAAUAGCGGAACUAGGGAAAAAGAUUCAGUGGGUGAAAACGUUAUUGGUUUGAGUGGCUGUGGUAUAGAAACUGUGGAUGAUGAGUCUUGGCAUGUCUCAUCAUCUUUAUCACAAGCCUGGAGACAAUACCAAGCUGACAACACUCCUAAAAACUCACCCUUUACAAUACAACAAGGAAGAGAAACAACAAUGCUUGAUGAUGAAGACGAUCCGGAUCAUGAUCAUGAUGAAAUUGAUAAUAUGAGAAUCCGCGGUGAUCUUUUCUUCAAGCUAGAUCGAGGGUCAAAAGAAUUCGAGGAAUACAACUACGACUUCCACCGCAAGAAUCAACACAAGAACGCAAGAAAAGAUCAAAACCAAGAAGAAGAAGAAACAAAGAUGAAGAAGAAGAAGGAAGUUCGUGAGGAAUACAAGAAGAGAAAUGAGCCGAUGAUCAACUCUUUUACCGGCGAAACGGAUCAUCCUUAUAAUGCAGUAGCUGAGAAGAAGAGAGAAAGAACGUUUACGUUUAACCAACUCACAGCACCUUUUCACUACCCGUUUUGCUUAGACAUAUACAUCUCAAAGGCCUCGGUUCGAGCAUGUGUGAUUCACAGGGUGACUAGUAAGGUUGUCACUGUAGCUCAUUCCAUUUCAAAAGACAUGAAGUUCGAUCUUGGCUCGACUAGAAACGCUGAAGCUUGUGCUGCGGUUGGUGCAGUUCUUGCUCAAAGAAGCUUGGAAGAUGACAUACAUGAUGUUAUAUAUACUCCUAGGAAAGGAGAUAAAAUUGAAGGUAAGCUUCAGGUUGUGCUUCAAGCUCUCAUUGACAAUGGUGUUAAUGUUAAAGUGAAGCUUAAGCAGAGGAAACUCAAGAAGAAGAGUAAUCAUCUAACAUAAGAGGUUCUUCUUUCC
This is a messenger RNA of Camelina sativa (false flax), 1203 nucleotides long. RefSeq lists its product as uncharacterized. Gene Ontology annotation, cellular component: ribosome. Gene Ontology annotation, biological process: translation. NCBI's taxonomy places the organism in Eukaryota, Viridiplantae, Streptophyta, Magnoliopsida, Brassicales, Brassicaceae. Gene Ontology annotation, molecular function: structural constituent of ribosome; 5S rRNA binding. The record is from RefSeq and is a predicted model, not a curated record.